This is a messenger RNA of Pezoporus flaviventris, 4932 nucleotides long. RefSeq names its product 1-acylglycerol-3-phosphate O-acyltransferase 3 (gene AGPAT3). NCBI's taxonomy places the organism in Eukaryota, Metazoa, Chordata, Aves, Psittaciformes, Psittacidae. The coding region runs from base 854 to 1984 and encodes 376 amino acids. The transcript has 12 exons. Gene Ontology annotation, cellular component: endoplasmic reticulum; endomembrane system. Gene Ontology annotation, molecular function: 1-acylglycerol-3-phosphate O-acyltransferase activity. The record is from RefSeq and is a predicted model, not a curated record.
GGGCGCUAGGGGCGGCUCCGCGGCAUCGCGUCCCUCCGCGGUGCGGCCAGAGCGGUCGGCUGGGGUCCUGCUGCGCUGACCGGGGGUGGAGCAGGUCUGGCCCGUGCGGGAGGAACUGCAAGAGCGGCCCGCUGCUGCCAGCGGUAUCUGACCCGACCUCCCGCCUCUUCUUCUCCUCCGCCCCACGGCUCCUGCCCCCAGCGGCCCGGGAGGAACUGAACCAUCGCCGCACAGGAAGUAGCGGCUGCGGGGAGCAGCGGCGGCGACAGCUGGGGCUGCCGCACUCAAUGAGCGAGGCUCCCGCAGCCGCCCGCCCUGCGCGCCCCUUCCCCGCCUCCCGAGGGCAGCGGCGCCGAGCGAGCCCGCCGCCGCCGCCGGGGGGGCACCGCGGGCAGCAGCAGGCGGAGGCGGCGCAAGGCCGCCCGCCCCGGGGCUGGAGGCUGAGGCGGGCAGAGGCAGCUCCGGCUGUUCCCGAGGAGGCGGCGGCGAGGACUGCAGAUUCAAGACCGGUAAAGGAAAGGUACUUCUGCCAAAGACUAGCUGCAGUUCUCAAAUCCCUUGAGACCUUCCUCCACCAGCACUGAGAACUGAAUCAGCUGCUUUUGGUGAUAGUUCAACAGACCCUUAAAUGAAUGUUUAGAUGGGGCAGCUACAAAAAUGGUGGGAGCUAUAGGAAAUGGGCAAAUGAGAAAGCGAAUCUCUUGAAACAUAAACAGUAGUACUUCCCUGGAGGGAGGAGAUAGGGAUUCUCCUGUUGCUCUGAGUGUUUCCAGGUGCCAGAAGUGGUCCCCAGUGGUGGUGGUGGACAAUUAUUCUGAGUGACGGCCCUUGCAAACGCUUCUGAGUGGUUAUCAUGGGCUUCAUUGCCUUUCUGAAGACCCAGUUCAUAGUUCACCUCCUCAUUGGGUUCGUCUUUGUUGUGAGUGGACUGAUCAUUAACUUCAUUCAACUAUGCACACUAGUCCUCUGGCCCAUAAACAAGCAGUUUUAUCGACGAGUAAACUGUCGCCUUGCUUAUUCACUUUGGAGCCAGUUGGUAAUGCUGCUAGAAUGGUGGUCGGGCACAGAGUGCACCCUGUUCUCAGACGAGGCCACGGUGAACACCUUUGGGAAGGAACAUGUCAUCAUUAUCUUGAAUCACAACUUUGAAAUUGACUUCUUGUGCGGCUGGACUAUGACAGAGCGCUUUGGAGUGCUAGGGAGUUCUAAAGUCCUUGCUAAGAGAGAGCUACUAUAUGUGCCCCUAAUUGGCUGGACAUGGUACUUCCUUGAGAUUGUUUUCUGCAAAAGGAAAUGGGAAGAAGACAGAGAUACAGUUAUUGAAGGAUUAAAACGCUUGGCUGAUUAUCCUGAAUAUAUGUGGUUUCUCCUGUACUGUGAAGGAACCCGUUUUACAGAGACCAAGCAUCGGAUCAGUAUGGAGGUAGCUGAAUCCAAGGGGUUGCCUAAACUGAAAUACCACCUGUUGCCCAGAACCAAAGGUUUCACCACUGCUGUCCAGUGUCUCAGGGGAACAGUUUCAGCAGUAUAUGAUGUAACACUAAAUUUCAGAGGAAACAAGAACCCAUCUUUAUUAGGAAUUCUUUAUGGGAAGAAAUAUGAAGCAGACAUGUGUGUAAGGAGGUUUCCUCUAGAAGAUAUCCCUCAAGAUGAAAAGGAAGCUGCAAACUGGCUUCAUAAGCUUUACCAGGAAAAGGAUGCUUUGCAAGAGAUGUAUAAUCAGGAAGGCAUAUUUCCUGGCCAGCAGUUUAAACCUCGUAGGAGACCAUGGACGCUCCUAAACUUUCUUUUUUGGGCCACAGUUCUUCUCUCUCCUCUCUUCACAUUUGGCUUCGGAGUUUUUGCAAGUGGAUCACCUCUCCUCAUCCUUGCAUUCCUGGGAUUUGUUGGAGCAGCUUCCUUUGGAGUUCGUAGACUGAUAGGAGUAACCGAAAUAGAAAAAGGCUCCAGCUAUGGCAACCAGGAAUUCAAGAAAAAGAAAUAACUGACAGCUGCAGUUCAGCACAUAUAACCAGACUAUGGUGUCCAAUUAACUUCAGUUAAAAAAAACAAUGAACACUUAGAAACUGUAUUUUCUUAAUAACUGAUGACUAAUAUUAAUGAAUAAAACUUGAGCCAAGAAUGAAGAAGUUGGAGGCAUCAACUGAAGAGAACGCAUCAACUUUCUGCCUGUUUAAGGAUUACUGUAGUCAAACUGUGGGAGAAAAUCUGGGGUGGGAUGAAAGAAGCAGCUAAUUUUUCUUGCUUUGUUAGGGGACUUGGGAGUGGGGGAAGAAAAGAGGGCAUUGGCCGUGGCCACAUGCAUCUUCAGAUGACUGAAUACACUCGUUUCUGUCAAGAGCACUACACUUACUUUUACAACAGGAGCCAUUGAAUGUUUCCUCUUGCUAAAGCCAACAUGUUUGUUGAUUUCCAACUUUUUUUUAUUAAUGAGCCAGGAAAAUCAACCCUUCUUAAAUUAAUUGCAGAUGUUUAUUUGGUUAGAGUAAUUCUGGAAAGGCUGUGUUGUCAUGGCUGCAGAUGAAAUCCUAUUUGUCUGUUACAAUGAUACUUUUUAUUUUUAGGCAACAUCUUAAAACUUCUUUAAUGUGAGGGAAUGGGUAGUGGAGUUUGGAAGCAGUGCGUUAUUGAUCAGCACAUCCCGUAAAACAGAUCCACUAGUAUUAAAACAGUUUAAAAUUCUCAUCAUACCUCCUGCUAAUUGCUCAAGGCUGUUUAAUUUCAAAGUAUUACUUCAGUCUCGAGUGUUGUUUCCCUGUUUCACAUCCUACAUGUAUGAUGAUCUUGUUUCUCUUUAAGGGCUUGUUAUGUUUUCUGAAUUAAUGGUGACUGAGGAAUUUAGAGUUGUGUGAAGAAGGAAAUUAAUUCGGUUUUUCUGAUGUUUUCUCCUAUUAUUUCUAUUUGAAUCUCUUAUUGCCAAAGUCCAUUUCAGCCAACCUCUCUCAGUAAACUGGGAAGCAGCAGCAGAAAUCAGCACAAUAGUUUUCAAAAUGUCGUCUUUUACAAAAAUCUGAAAAGGAGAGAGGUCUAUAGCAAUCAGAUUUCAAAUACUGUCAUUUCUUGAACUUUUAAUGAGAGUUUUGACAUUGAUUCAGAUGGGGCCAGGUUCUUACUGGCCUUGUGUACUGCAGUGAUAGGGUGUGCUGCAUUUUCUACUUGGACAUGCUUUAGAUGUUAGUCUGAAGUAUAUUGCAAGGUGAGCUGUGCUGUUUAGAAAGAGUAUAGGGUCUCUUCAGGGAUUUUAAAUAUCUUUAGUUUUGCUUGUUGACUUUUGACACUGAAAAUUAGAGAUUAGAAUCAUGCUGUACCUGUGCUUUUUUCCGGACACACAUUCUGAGAUUUUUGUAGAUUGCUGCUGUAUGGGUAGCAAACAGAUGUGUUAUCUAACCGGUGUACCUGUAUACUCAAGUCUGAAGGCCACAAUCUGCAUUUGGCUAUGCUCAGAAGUUGGUGAAGUGGGUUGCAGAUCUAAAGCUGAGGGCAGAAGCUGACUCUCGGGGUCUGUAUUUUUAACCCAGCUGCCACUACUUAUCUGACUUUUGUAAAGAGCAGAUCUUAUCAAAGCAGUGGUCAUUAUUUUCAUCUUUGCUCUAGUAGCCAAGAUAAGAGAGUAAUAAUUUACCUUCUUUUCAUAUUUACUGUAACUGUUGGAAUGUAACCUCUUACCCCACAGGUUUUUCUGUUUUCAAACACUGGAAAAGCAAUUUUGUAACUUAGAAAAAUAUUUUACUUGGGGUCAUUAAUCAGUGUUCUGUCAGGCACUUGAUUUUUAUUUGUGGUCUUUUCAACAAGAGGUUUUGAAAGAUGACCUACUUUGUCUGUAUCCUAUUAGACUCAUCCUCACUGAAUCACUGUACCUGUAGCCCCAGCAUUCAUAUGUCAUCUUUGUCCCCUCAAUAAAUCUUUACUAAGAUAGGGAUGCAAAACUGUUGUUAAUCUUAGUGGAAUUUGGAAUAUGCUUUUGAAAUUGAGGAGAACAGAGCUUAGCCAGGACUCUGUUUUCCUUGCUGAAUGUUUGUGUAAUUUGUCUUUAAAUACGGUUAGACUUCCAAAUGCUGAUGAAGAUAACUCUGAUUUUUCCCCUGUGUUUUAACCAGAGGACUAAAAGCAGUGGGCUUUUUGUUCUUUUCUUUAGUCUUUCAUUUCUUUUUCCUUAAGUAAUUCAGUAAUGGAUAUAAUUCCUGCUGCUUAGAGAGGUUACAAAUGCUGUACACUUGCUUCCUGAAGAUGAUACUGAGUUUAUAUAAAUUGUACUGGCUUAGCAGAGUGAGUCUUGCAAAGCAGUCUGACCACUGACAUGUUUUAUACUUACAUUUUGAGCAGUAUAUUAAUGGGCAUGAAAAGAAUUUCACAAAAUAAAUCCCCUCUUAAUACUGAGAAGAGGGGAGAUGGUUAAAGGAGAGGGGAAUUAAUAACCUUUCUCUUUACGGGAUUCUUUUCUCCUCUUAGUGCAUGUAGCUCCCUAUUCUGAAUCAUGGGAUUAGUGCAUGUACAUCAAGGGGAGAAUAAUCAAGAUUUCAUAUUUUCUUAUGAUAACUUAUUGGUCAUGCUUUCUUUUUGAAAAUAUAAUACAUCAUCACUUACUUAACUUUUGCUCUUCUAAACAGACAUAUCAGUACUCAUUUUGAAAACUGAAAUAUAUAGCAAUGCACAAAACAGUACAAAACCAACACAAGUCUCUUCAUUUUGAAUUUUAUCUCUUCAAUAGGGGUUUUUUAUACACAUGCACGUGCACAUGUACACAGAGUAUGUAUAAAUUAAAAUGACUGGAAAUAGCUGAAAUUAAUGUCACUAAUGAAGAUUAGCAGGUGGCUUGGAUUGGAAAAAUGAGCAUAGAUUUUAUAUCUUAUUUUCUUCUGGUUUAAUAGAACAUAGCUUGUAUAUUUGACUACCAAGCCCUUUAAGAGCAAUAAUAAACAAAAAUAUAUCAUG